GAAGGGCUUUUCCUGGAGAAGAAGAAAACUUACGAGUGUUCCGUAGAAAACACGAGAUCGGAGGAACUCACGUUGAUUCUCUCCGGCAAAGAUCCCAAUUGUGUCGGAGAAUUUUAUUUUCCGGCGAUGGAUGUGAUAAAGACGCAGCAGAUAUCGGGGAGGACGAUCGAGAAGGUGAUCGUUCACCCACUCGUCUUGCUCAGCAUCGUCGACCACUACAACCGCGUCGCAAAGGACUCGCGCAAGCGCGUGGUCGGCGUCUUGCUCGGUACCAGCUUCCGCGGCACCGUCGACGUUACAAAUAGCUACGCAGUUCCCUUUGAGGAGGAUGACAAAGACCCAAGCAUUUGGUUCCUCGAUCACAACUACCAUGAGUCGAUGUUCCAUAUGUUCAAGAGAAUCAAUGCCAAGGAACAUGUUGUGGGUUGGUACAGCACAGGUCCUAAACUUCGAGAGAAUGAUUUGGAUGUCCAUGCAUUGUUUAACAACUAUGUUCCAAAUCCAGUGUUGGUCAUAAUUGAUGUCCAACCUAAAGAACUCGGGAUACCCACGAAAGCAUACUAUGCUGUUGAAGAGGUGAAGGAGAAUGCUACCCAGAAAAGCCAGAAAGUUUUCAUCCAUGUGCCUACAGAGAUUGCUGCUCACGAAGUUGAGGAAAUCGGUGUCGAGCAUUUGCUCCGGGAUGUAAAAGACACAACAAUCAGCACCCUUGCAACUGAGGUCACUGCAAAACUUACUGCUCUGAAGGGGCUGGAUGCACGUCUUCGGGAGAUCAGGAGUUACCUUGACCUUGUUAUCGAAGGAAAACUCCCACUAAACCACGAGAUUUUAUACCAUCUGCAGGACAUUUUCAACUUGCUUCCUAACCUUAACGUGAACGAGUUGGUUAAGGCUUUCGCAGUGAAAACAAAUGACAUGAUGUUGGUUAUCUACCUUUCUUCGCUCAUCCGGAGUGUGAUCGCGCUCCACAAUUUGAUCAACAACAAGUUGCUGAACAAGGAGCAUGAAAAAGCCGAGGACUCGAAGCCUGUAGCCGUACCCGCGACAAGUGGGAGCUAAACAGUCGGAUGUUCAGAUCCCCGGGUGUGUCCAGUCCAGUUACUCGUCCAUCGUGACGCCUUGCCAGUUGCGACAGCAAGUGGGGGCAAAACAAAAUAGACAUCAUGGCCGGGUUAGGGUUCUGUCCCUUUGGGGACCAUCGGUUAUCGAUUUAUCCAUUGUUUUACGUCUUUCUUACCUCCAUUUGGUCUCGUCGUUAUGAUCGAGAAUUCAAUGGGGAAAAAAAAAUAGUAGAAGAUGGUAGAGUGAGAAAGGGUUGGAUAUUUACAGCUUUGUAAAAUUAUGAUCGCUAAGUUUUUUAUUUUAGUUUUCAGGUUGAUUGAGAUUUCA
Molecule: messenger RNA, 1389 nt
Organism: Tarenaya hassleriana
Lineage: Eukaryota; Viridiplantae; Streptophyta; Magnoliopsida; Brassicales; Cleomaceae
Product: 26S proteasome non-ATPase regulatory subunit 7 homolog A
Exons: 10
Coding region: 127-1059 (310 amino acids)
Biological process (GO): proteasome-mediated ubiquitin-dependent protein catabolic process
Cellular component (GO): proteasome regulatory particle; proteasome complex
Molecular function (GO): metallopeptidase activity; protein binding
Source: RefSeq, a predicted model, not a curated record